AUGGCUUCAGGACAGAUCAGAGACAUGGACAGAGGACAAAAAAGGGAUUUGGCCUCGGGAGACAUGGGGGACUUGGCCCCUGGAGAGGUGCGGGACUUGGCCCCAGGAGAGGUGGGGGACUUGGCCCCAGGAGAGUCAGACGAGGAGCAUGCUGGACCAAGAAAGAGGAAGCGUAAAACAAAUCACUUUUAUGGAGACAGUGGCUCAGAGAGCUCUGAGCCAGAGCCAAGAAAAGAGAAAAGAAAAGCUCCAUUUAUUCCACCACCACCACCACCAACAACAUAA
Knipowitschia caucasica is the source of this 285-nucleotide messenger RNA. The record is from the annotation of a GenBank genome assembly. Lineage: Eukaryota; Metazoa; Chordata; Actinopteri; Gobiiformes; Gobiidae.